AGCAUCUCAUGGCCACGUCUACCCAGACAUACGAAAUCUCCAGGAAGAAGCAGGCUUCUUCAUACUUCCACGCACUCGGGCAUUAUAAAACCGGCCCCGACGGAGGCGGAGACACGAGCUGGCCAGAUUGUGUAUGCAACGGAAGGAGGAUUCAUUGAUUCACGGCUCGGCAAGCUGGAUUUGGAAAGAGGCUGUAUCGCGAGAGGAGCAUUUAACAAUUCAGGAAGCCAAAUAUCCUUUUCUUGUGAGGCAGAGAAUGAGAAGAAUACUCAUCUCAAACAUCUUGAGGGAGAAGAAAAAGGGGUAAUUCCGGUAAAAGCAGUUCUCCCAGUGUAUAACAGCCAUGAAGUUGAGGUCAAUGGCUGUCAAGGGGUGGUUCACGUUGCUUCUGUCACACAUAACCCGGUUCAAAUAAUGGAGCCUGCUGUAAGUGUUGCAAAGGAUGAUCUGGAUGUGGUUGCAGAGAACAAGGUACGCUGUGGGUCACCUACACAUUCUAGUGGGGCAGCUGCAGUAUACAUGGACCCAAAGAGGGGUUAUCAAUCAGUUGAUGAUAAGAGUUGCAGGAGCAACCCUGUUUUCUUUGAGGAUUCUAAGAAUAUGGUGUCGGAUGAGGAUACUACACGACGAGAAGAUCCAUCAUCAUCAGCAGACCUCCGAUCAAACCAAUUUGGAGUCACUAGUAGGAUGAAAUCUUUUAUUCUGGCAGCAAUGGCAAUGGUAGGAUGGUUGCCAAGGGGUCAGGAGGAGGGACGAAGUGCUGUUUUGGGUCCCACUAAUGCUUUCAGCAUGGGGUCUAUGGAACCUAAUAUAAUUUUGGAUAUGGAGUCGGAUGAGGGUCCUACUCAACAAGAAGAUCCAUUGCCGGCAGCAGACCUCCAACCAAACCAAUCUCUGCUCACAAGUAGGAUUAAAUCUUUUAUCCAUGCUGCAAUGACAUUGGUAGGAUGGUUGCCGAGAGGUCAGGAGGAGGAACGGAUCGUUGUUCUGGGUGCCGCCAGUGCUUUCAGCCGGGAGUCUGUGGAACCUGAUAUGAUUUUGAUUGGCGUGCCCAUUAAAGUAAUAGCAAGAGAACAACCUGUCACAAGCAUGAGUAAAUCUGCUAUUCAAGUAGCAAUGGCAGUGGCAUUAGUGGGAGCAAGCUUCACUGUCAUGCUGGCUGUGCCUGGAGGUGUGAAUGACUCAGGAACUGCUGUUCUGGGUGACACCAUUGCACUCAAUGUAUUCUUUGUCAUGGACACUUUAGCUUUGCAUGCUUCAUUGACAGUUGGUAUGAUGGUGGCCACUAUGUCGCAAAUAUCUUCAAAGGUUGAGUACCUCAUCUGCAUCACUUUAUGGGUAGCUGCAGUGUGCUUCAUUUUGGCUUUUCAUGCUGCGGCAUAUGUGGUGAUGUUUCCAGACCUUAGGUGGAUCGUGCUAAUUUCUGGUGGUAUAGUUGCCAUACCGUUGGCACUGCUAUCAAUAUUUCAUCUUUCCACUAUGUUCUACUGAGUUUUUGGGACCAGUACAGCAGGGAACAGAGACGCUUUUCUAGAAUUAACCAAUUAAUUUUUCUAAUCUUACAUUUGAAUGAUUUUCACAUACGUACAUGGUACUGUAAUAUUUUAACUUCAAUAUUUUAUUCACAAAUGAUUUCUUCUAUUUUUGUAA
Cryptomeria japonica (Japanese cedar) is the source of this 1650-nucleotide messenger RNA. RefSeq lists its product as uncharacterized. Gene Ontology annotation, cellular component: plasma membrane. The transcript has 7 exons. NCBI's taxonomy places the organism in Eukaryota, Viridiplantae, Streptophyta, Pinopsida, Cupressales, Cupressaceae. Gene Ontology annotation, molecular function: protein phosphatase regulator activity; protein phosphatase 1 binding. The record is from RefSeq and is a predicted model, not a curated record. Bases 415 to 1491 code for a protein of 358 amino acids.